Molecule: messenger RNA, 2375 nt
Organism: Salvia miltiorrhiza (redroot sage)
Lineage: Eukaryota; Viridiplantae; Streptophyta; Magnoliopsida; Lamiales; Lamiaceae
Product: 3-ketoacyl-CoA synthase 10
Exons: 3
Coding region: 615-2225 (536 amino acids)
Biological process (GO): fatty acid biosynthetic process
Cellular component (GO): membrane
Molecular function (GO): acyltransferase activity, transferring groups other than amino-acyl groups
Source: RefSeq, a predicted model, not a curated record
CCGGUUGUACGGUACAUACGGUUGUAUAUACCCAAUUUUUUGUAUUUUCUCAUAGGCUGUAAAUCAUGUUAUAAUUAACUUCUUAAUUAGCACAGCCUAGCUAGUUUGGGGUCUAGCUAGAGAGUAGAGACCUAAUUUCCAUGAAAUUUAUUCUCAUAUAUUAACAUCGGUAUAUAAUUCAUUUGCGUCCCACUAUAUCUAAAUUAAUACAUAUAAGGCAACAUUAUCAUAACGUGACAACAUUUUGUUACAAAAAACAAACCAAAACAAAAAUGAAAUGGGAGCCCAAAUUUUAUACGAAAUUGCCAGAAGGGAAAAAGAUGUCACUCGAAAAAUUUCGAACCACUUCCCAUAAAUGCAAGAAUUAAAUGUUGGUUUUGAAAGCUAACCAACCAAUUUUGGUGCUCGCAUUUAAUCCCCCCACCACCCUACUCCGCCCCCUCUACCACCACAAUAAAUAUGCCACUGCUUCAUCUCAACAAUCACCCAACAAUUCAAUCAUCAAAAUUCUUUAUCUAACAAAACAACACAUAACUCAAAAACUCAAUAUACAUAUAUAUACAUAUACAUAUAUAUAUAUAUAUAGAAAGCAAGAAAAAAAAAAGUAAAAGGAAAUGGCGAGAGAGCAGGAGCUGCUGUCGACGGAAAUCGUGAACCGCGGCAUCGAGUCGUCGGGGCCGGACGCGGGGUCGAUGACGUUCUCGGUGAGGGUGCGGCGGCGGCUGCCGGAGUUCGUGAACUCGGUGAAUCUCAAGUACGUGAGGCUGGGCUACCACUACCUGAUCAACCACGGGAUAUACCUGGCGACGGUGCCGCUGCUGCUGCUGGUGUUCGGGGCGGAGGUCGGCAGCCUCAGCAGGGAGGAGCUGUGGCGGAGGAUCUGGGACACCACCGCCGGCUACGACCUCGCCACCCUCGUCGCCUUCUUCGCUCUCUUUGUCUUCACCCUCUCGCUUUACUUCCUCUCGCGCCCAAGGAAUAUUUAUCUCCUUGAUUUUGCUUGCUACAAACCCUCAGAUGAUUACAAGGUAACGAAGGAGCAGUUCAUCGAGCUAGCCCGAAAAUCGGGCAAGUUCGACGAGGCGAGCCUGGAGUUUCAGAGGCGGAUCCUGGAGUCCUCCGGGCUGGGCGACGAGACGUACGUCCCGAAAUCGAUCGGGUCGUCGGAGAACACGGCGACGAUGAAGGAGGGGCGGGCGGAGGCGGCGACGGUGAUCUUCGGGGCCCUGGACGAGCUGUUCGAGCGGACGCGGCUGCGGCCCAAGGACGUCGGGGUGCUGGUGCUCAACUGCAGCCUCUUCAACCCGACGCCGUCGCUGUCGGCGAUGAUCAUCAACCACUACAAGAUGCGCGGCAACAUCCUGAGCUUCAACCUCGGCGGCAUGGGGUGCAGCGCCGGCGUGAUCGCGCUCGACCUCGCGCGCGACAUGCUGCAGGCCAACCCCAACAACUACGCCGUCGUGGUCAGCACCGAGAUGGUGGGAUUCAACUGGUACCCGGGGAAGGACCGCUCCAUGCUCAUCCCCAACUGCUACUUCCGCAUGGGCUGCUCCGCCGUGCUCCUCUCCAACCGCCGCCGCGACUACCGCCGCGCCAAGUACACCCUCGAGCACAUCGUCCGCACCCACAAGGGCGCCGACGACCGCAGCUUCAGGAGCGUGUACCAAGAGGAAGACAGCGAGAAGCACAAGGGGCUGAAGAUGAGCAAAGAUCUGGUGGAGGUGGGCGGCGACGCCAUCAAGACCAACAUCACCACGCUGGGCCCACUGGUCCUCCCCUUCUCCGAGCAGCUCCUCUUCCUCUCCACGCUCGUGUGGAAGACGGUGGCGGGCAAGGGCCCGCACCCGGCCAGGCCCUACAUCCCGGACUACAAGCUCGCCUUCGAGCACUUCUGCGUGCACGCCGCCAGCAAGACCGUGCUCGACGAGCUGCAGCGCAACCUCAAGCUCAGCGACGACAACCUCGAGGCCUCCCGAGCCACCCUGCACCGGUUCGGCAACACCUCCAGCAGCAGCAUCUGGUACGAGCUCGCCUACCUCGAGGCCAAGGACCGGGUCCGGAGGGGGGAUCGGGUCUGGCAGCUCUCCUUCGGCUCCGGUUUCAAGUGCAACAGCGUCGUCUGGAAGUCGCUCCGGAGGAGCCGGACCCCCCAGACCGGCCCCUGGCUCGACUGCAUCGCCAGGUAUCCGCAGGGGAUUCAUGGGAAUGGGAAUGCCCAUUUUUAGGUGCAUUGUGUUCUAUUCUUUUUUUUCUUUUUUCUUAAGUUUUGUUUGGAAGAAAUGGGGAUGGUCAUUAUAUAGACAUGAAACUGUGUAUUUUUCUCUGUGUUUGAAUUAAUUGUGUUUGAAUAGAGAUAGUUUGAGUAGUUUGUUCAA